Molecule: messenger RNA, 2043 nt
Organism: Nerophis lumbriciformis (worm pipefish)
Lineage: Eukaryota; Metazoa; Chordata; Actinopteri; Syngnathiformes; Syngnathidae
Gene: tamm41
Product: TAM41 mitochondrial translocator assembly and maintenance homolog
Biological process (GO): cardiolipin biosynthetic process; CDP-diacylglycerol biosynthetic process
Cellular component (GO): mitochondrion
Molecular function (GO): phosphatidate cytidylyltransferase activity
Source: RefSeq, a predicted model, not a curated record
AGCUGUGACGUAAAAUUUACGCGACGCCGAAAGCUAAGGGAAAUUGCAGUGAUGAUCAUAGUUCAACUUUAAAACAAAUAUUAAACGCUAGCACAUUAUGCGAAUAUAUUAGAAAUUAAUACGAAAUGUUACCUUUACCUUUAAUGCUCCGUGUUUAGUCGUCCACGCUUGUUUCUUGGCCGUCUUGCCUAUUGACAAGCGUGUGUUUUCCACAAGGGUAAAGCUCGUCGAUGUGUUGGUAACAUGACUCUGCCAGCUUUGCACAACACCGGCGUGCUUUACAGGAGGAUUUUAUCACAGUUCCCUCAGGAUAUUAGUCUGGCUUUUGCAUACGGAUCUGGCGUUUUCAAACAACAUGGCACCAGCCAAGGUCAAAUGGAGAAAAACAUGCUGGACUUUGUGUUUGCGGUGGAUGACCCGGUCACUUGGCACACCCUGAAUCUGCUGCAGAACCGCAAACAUUACUCCAUCCUUAAACUCCUGGGACCCACCACGAUCAGCUCCAUACAGUGUGAACGUGGAGCUGCUGUAUACUACAACACGCUGGUGCCCGUGGACGGGAAGAUCAUCAAAUAUGGUGUGAUCAGCACCGAGUCUCUGAUUGAUGACCUAAUGCACUGGAAAACCUUGUAUGUUGCAGGACGUCUUCACAAACCAGUGAAGAUGCUGUUGCAAAGUGAGAAUGGAAAGCUCCGUGCCGCUCUUGUCGCCAACCUCAAGAGCGCGGUGACGGCCUCCUUUCUUAUGCUACCUGAGAGUUUCAGCCAGGAGGAACUUUUUUUGCAGAUAGCUGGCCUUUCUUAUGCUGGUGAUUUCAGGAUGGUGAUUGGAGAGGAUAAAUCCAAGGUGGCCAACAUUGUGAGAGACAACAUUGAGCACUUUCGUGUUCUGUAUAAUCACAUCUUGCGGGACUGUCCUCAAGUGGUCUACAAACCCCAACAAGGAAGACUGGAGGUAGACAAAAGCCCCGAAGGCCAGUUCGCGCAGUUGAUGGCACUGCCUCGCACCUUACAGCAAAGGAUCACCAAGCUGGUUGAUCCUCCAGGGAAGAACCGAGACGUGGAGGAGAUCCUUCUGCAAGUCGCUCAGGACCCAGAUUGUGGAAGUGUUGUACAACAAGGCAUCUCCUCCAUUGUGAAGUCCUCCAGUGUAACACAAAGUAUCAAAGGCAUUGCGACAGCCGGCAUGUGGAAGACUGUGUCCUAUAGCUCUAAGAAACUGAUGAAGAUGUGGAAGGGCUGGAGGAGGAAACCAUCUGUUUCACAGAUAUCCUGAUCCAGGACAAAAAAAAGCCAUGCACGCCAGGUCAUUGUUAUGGGACAUUGAAAUUGCAGAAAUGUGUAUUUACCGUAUCAAAUACGUCCUCAUUGUGAAUAUAACUCAGAGGAAUAAUACCUACGAUUAUGACAUCAGCAAUUUUGCACACUUUCUUGUACACCCAAAACAGUAAAAAUAAAGUUGUUUUUUUACUGUGAACACAGUUAAGUCACCUUUAUGAGAUACUAAGCAAAAAAACAUUGUAUGGCUGCACAAGAAGUAGCGGUGAGAACAUCAACCUCAGAAUACUGUGUGCCUUUCUGGAAAAUGUGCACUAGUUUUGAUUUUUUUCUCUUUAGCUGUGGUAGAAAAAUAGCAAGAUCUGUAAAAAAGUAAACCAUUCAAACGUUUAAAGAACAUCUAAUUCAGUUCACAUGUAAAGGUUGUAUUGAUUAUGCAUAUAACAAUGUAUUUGAGAUCCAUCCUGAAAUCCCUAACUUUUAGCUUUGGCAUUUUUUUACUAAUAAUUAUUAGGAUCAACAUUUUGGCUUUUUGUCCUUUAUAGUGUGGAAACUGUUUCAAUUAUUUUGUAGGGUUAAUGAUUGGUCUUGGUGUACAACAGGGAUUUCCAAAUUUUUCGACUGAGGGCCGCACUCUUGAUUAUCAAAGCAUGCGGGGGCCAUUUUUAUUUUUAUUUUUUUAAACCCAAUGCAAUAUAUAGAUUUUUUUUUAACCAUUAGGGCUUCCUUCAAGUUUGGGUCUCAGUUAUAAAAAUGUUUGAAUUAA